AUGAAUUCACCAGGUGCAGAUAGAUAUCUAUGUAUGUUUAAAGAGAAAGUAAGAACUAUGUUUAGAAUUGGAUUUGUUGAAUCUGAUCAACCAAUGUAUAAUAUUAAAUUAAAUAUAUUUAACGACUGUUUGUGGCACCCUAUAGCCAUAAUUGUAGACUCGACUGGUGCCGGUGAUUCUUUUCGUGCUGGUUUAAUCGACUCUUUAAUCUAUAUAAACCAAGCCUUAAACAACUCAUUACAUUUUACAUCUGCAUCUGUGGGUCUAAACUACCUAAGCUAUGGGGGUAACAGUAGAACCCCAACCUCCCAAAGAAAUAUUUGA
Messenger RNA from Dictyostelium purpureum, 324 nucleotides. RefSeq lists its product as uncharacterized. NCBI's taxonomy places the organism in Eukaryota, Evosea, Eumycetozoa, Dictyosteliales, Dictyosteliaceae. The transcript is spliced from 2 exons. The coding region runs from base 1 to 324 and encodes 107 amino acids. The record is from RefSeq and is a predicted model, not a curated record. Gene Ontology annotation, molecular function: kinase activity.